Molecule: messenger RNA, 1754 nt
Organism: Pocillopora verrucosa
Lineage: Eukaryota; Metazoa; Cnidaria; Anthozoa; Scleractinia; Pocilloporidae
Product: lipase ZK262.3-like
Biological process (GO): lipid metabolic process
Source: RefSeq, a predicted model, not a curated record
AUAAUGAAGAGUGUCGACGUGUGUAAGCAGAAAGGGCAGAAGAAUUUGCGACGUUUACGGGCGAGUGAGGUGUUGGUUUGAAACUUCUCUAUCCAAGCAAAAAAUGGUUCGCCAUCUCCUUCUAUGUCUUUUCAUCAGCUUCUUUCUUCAUCUAACGAUAGUCCAGGCCUUCUUCUGCAAUGACAAGAGCUGUGGAAGAUGCAUGAACUCGAGAUUAAUUAAAUGUCGAUGGUGUAAACGAGAUAAUAGAUGUCACAAUCCCGGCGCCGUUCUAACAAAUCCUUGCAGCAGAGCGGAAAAUAUUGUAAGCAAAUCUCAUUGUGAUGACGAACUGCCACGCUAUGAUCCUAAAUUAGCCUACAAAAUGUUGCUUCUUUCUGCUGCAGCAUACGACUCAGUUGAUCCGCAAGAAUGCCUCAACAAUUCGCUCCCAUCUGGCAAGUUUCAGCUUCAAGCUGUGGUGACAAAGAAUUGUGACGUCUUCAAUAACAGCUGCUCAGGCUAUGUGGCUGUUUCACAUGCGUUGAAAGUAAUCGUAGUCGCUUACCGUGGCUCUCUGGGUUCAGAUCAAUCAGCGGCCAUAGCCGAGGAAACUUUGCUUAAGCCCAUGACAACUUUCCUCCGUGGCAAAGUUCAAUCCUAUUGGAAGAGAGGUUUCGAGUUGUUAUGGCAGGCAAGCAUGAAAGCGGAAGUGGAAGCUCUUCUAUCGAAAAAUCCAAAGUACAAAAUCUGGGUCGCAGGGUAUUCUCUGGGUGGUGCAAUGGCAUCAUUAACCAGCACAUGGAUCAGUUCUUUCAAAUUAGCUCCUCGCGAAAACAUCAUUUUGUACACGUUCGGCAUGCCUCGAGUUGGAAACUACGACUACGCCCUGCAACACGAUCAAUUGGUCAACAACAGUUGGAGAGUUGUGAACGAAAACGACUUAAUUCCUCAUUUCCCCAUAGUUGUUGGAGUCCCUAAUAUCUUCACUGGUCCGUACCACCAUGGCGUAGAGGUAUUCUACAGCGACGGAGCUGCAAGCGUUUAUUCAAAGCACAGAGAGUGUCACGGGAAACCAUACAAUGAAGAUGCCACAUGCAGCUUCGCUGAAAAGCACCUUUCUAUCAAACGGCACUUAACCUACUUCAGCAUUCCAGUAGGAGGCUUUUGGAAAACAAGAUGCCUUCAUCCAUGAUCAAAGAGCGAGAGGCACCGAAAGACUCCGCGGACCGAGUUUUUCGACGAAUGAGUUACACGUAUGCACUGAACAUUUUUAGUUAAAAGAAAAACAGGGAAAAUGAGUUAGAUUAAUUUCGCGGACUAUACUAACGAAGACAAGUUUCAUUUAACCUUAAAUUUUACUUAUUUUAUGCAGCAGAAGUAGCAAUCUUGUAAAACUCGAUUUUCAAGAAAACUCAUGUGUUAAUCUUGUUCUAUUACUUGGUGAUUCAAUGAAGUGCGUGCAAGGGGAGCGCCUAACGUUGAACAACACAGUCAACUGCAUGAUUUCGUCUUUUUAUUCAAGUGUGGAAAGGUAGACUUUAAGUAGAAUACUGGCUUGUAGGCAGAAUUUGGAGGAGUGACCAAUCCAACCACCUGUUAAGUCGAGAACAGUAGGAAAGACGAGACAAAAAUGGGCUAAUCAUUGACCACUCGGGUGUAAUCCUUUGUGUAAGUACAAGAGGUUACAAACUGCAGACAGGUAUAAUAAUGAUGAUAAAAUGAAAGUAGAAUGGUUGGGGUCAGAAGUUGAACAAUCAUUGAGCAAAAAGCGA